Molecule: messenger RNA, 3139 nt
Organism: Peromyscus leucopus (white-footed mouse)
Lineage: Eukaryota; Metazoa; Chordata; Mammalia; Rodentia; Cricetidae
Gene: Batf2
Product: basic leucine zipper ATF-like transcription factor 2
Biological process (GO): regulation of transcription by RNA polymerase II
Cellular component (GO): nucleus
Molecular function (GO): DNA-binding transcription factor activity, RNA polymerase II-specific; RNA polymerase II cis-regulatory region sequence-specific DNA binding
Source: RefSeq, a predicted model, not a curated record
GUAGACUGUCCACCCUCUACUGGAAGCCACUGGUCGCCCCUGGUCUAGGCGGUCAAGGGAGUCUAGAUCUAGUUAGAUCUACAGGCUGAAGUAGGGACACUAGGCCCUAGCCUCCCCCAUAGGUGUUUUUUUUUUUUGGAGUGACAUCAUGCCCAAGCCCUGGCUGUUCCCCAGUGGAGUUCACAGACUGGCUUAAUGAGCCCCUCAGGUGCAUGCCUCAAGCCAGCUGUCCUAGUCUUCUGAUGUCUGGGAAACAAAAAUAGUUCCAAGAAAUGAGCAGCCUCAUUGUAUGGGGUUACCCCAUUUCAGCCUCUGCCCCCAGGACUCUCAGAAGCAAGGUGACAGGGUCCGACUGUCAUAUCUAAUCUCACCUACCCAGACAGUUUUAAUUAUGAGCAUGCAUCAGUGAUCCUAGAAUCCAGAUUCAUUACAAGUUUCAGAAGAGGGAAUGCACCUAGCCUGGCAGUACUUUAUGAUAGGGGAAGGGCUUUCUUCUCAUCUUGUUCUUCCCCUCAAACAGCUCUGUAAACCAGGACUGAUUUUAUCAUCCCCAGAAAAGGAAUGAGCACACUGAAGCUUCCCACUGUAAACUUGGUGGGCAGAGCACCAGGGCUCAGUCAGGAUUUCCAACUAUAAAGCCCAGGCUGGCUUCGGGACCAGUUCUAGAGAUGGCAAAGGAUUGUUGUGCUCUGGUCAUUACAGACAUCACUAAUCAAUCAUGGCAUGGCAGACAUUGCUAAUCAAUUGUAGUUCUCUUCUAUUUUUAUUUAUUUACCUAUUUAUUAAGAGACACCACCACUUAUAGUCCAGGCUAGCCUCCAACUCUCUGUGUAGCUAUAAAUGGACUUGAACUUCUGAUCCUCUUGCCUCCAUUUCCCAAAUGCUAGGAUUGUUUAGUACUGGCUGCCCUGUAACUUGAUAGCCUCUAACUCAUAGACACCCUCCUGGCUCUGGAAUCUAAAGGUGUGCACACCAUGCCAGCCCUGACUGUUUAUUUUUGCAGUCAUGCCUGCCACAUUGGUCUCAGAGAUUUCAGAGUGGUUGCAUUGUCUCAGUUCCUUUGUCAAGCCUGGGAACUUUUACUAUGUAGCCCAGGUUGGCCUCAAACUCAUGGGUGAUCCUCCUGCCUCUGCUUCUGUAGUGCAAGCAGGGCACUGACCACACCCAGCCCCAAGUCUGGGAAUUUGUUCCAUCCUACCACAUCCUUUACAGAUGAAGAAACUAAAGUUCAGAGAAGAUGAGUCACCUUCUCAAAGCUGCACAGCUCCAGUGUGGACUGUGAACCGAGGGCUCCCCAAGAGAUUAUGGGGGCUCCUUCAUGCACCCCCAUGCACCCCACCCGCAACCCCGCUUUUCCUCAGUUCUGCCCCUGGCAGCCUGCCAGCCCUCCCCAGGUACUGCCUUGUUCCUCAUGUCUACCGUCCACCAUCCUUCUUCCAGAGAAAGGGUCAACCGGAAGGCAGUUCACGUUAGGAAGUUCCAGCCACGUGAGCAAGCAAGAGCCAAGGAUUCUGGGCAGCCGGUGGCUUUAGGAGAAACUGAAACUGGGUGUGCUGGGGGCGGAGUGGUCACUGGGAAUUUAAAGAGCCACCACUUCCUUGGGCCUCCAGAGGGCACUGGGAGGGCAAGGCUGCUGAGGGACACCCAGGACCGGAUUGAACCUCUGCUCCCCUGCCUAAGCCAUGCAACUCUGUGGGAGCGGUGCGCUGCUGACUGGGCCAGACCCUGAGGAGUGUCAGAAGCAGCUGAAGAAGAAGCAGAAGAACCGGCUGGCUGCGCAGCGCAGCCGGCAGAAGCACACCGACAAGGCAGAUGCCCUGCACCAGCAGCACGAGUCCUUGGAGAAACACAACCACGCCCUUCGGAAGGAGAUCCAGGUCUUGCAGGCUGAGCUGGCACGGUGGGGCCGGACACUGCAUCUGCAUGAACGCCUGUGCCGAGUGGACGGUGGCUCCUGCCCCGCUCCGCUGCCCUCUGGAUGCCCAGCCCAGGCCGAGCAACUCCCGGACCCUGCCUCCCAUGGAUACCGUGGCUGCCAGGAAGAGCCGGGCCUGUUCCAGACUCCUGGCUCCUCUCCCCCAGCCCAGCAACUCUCUCCAAGUCCGUGUUUCCACGAGUCCCCUGGCCUCCGCCCUUCCCCACUGCCCUUGCUGUCCUUUGACCCUCUCAUGAUGAGGGCCCCUCUAGCCCAGCUGUGCCCCAGCCCUGUACUGUCCGCAUCACCCCCUGGCUCCAGCCUGCUGGGGUCUUUCUCUAAGUCUGAUGCCCUCAUGCCCAGCCCCCCAGGCCAGCUGGGCUCUCCUCAGCCCCUCAGGCUGGAGCAUCCCACCAGCAGGAAGCUGGCAUCCUCCUCCAGCGCUCCAGCUGCUCUGGGACCAGAGUGUCCGCAGAACACAGAGCGCUUGCCUGCACUGUCUGGCUCCUCGGCAGACUGGCAGAAGCCGUCUGUGGACCCUAGCCCACACCCCCGCGGGGCCUUCCCGCUGCUCUCUUCUGCAAAAGUCCUCUUCUAGCCUGUACCUAGAGCUAGGCUGCCUUCCCUGAGUUCCUGAAGCAGCCUCAGCACGCAGGCAGCGCCUCCAUUUCUGCUUGAGUCACCGAGUGCCUACUGCUGUGGACCAAGCAAAGCCAUCCUCUCCCUCAGCAGAGGCUACAGGAAAAGAUGAUGGGGCAGGGCAGACGCAAGAACCUUGAACCUGGCUGCAGUACUGCCUGUGUUUUUCUUGGUGGCUCUUCCAGCCCUGGACAGUACCAGGUCCUGUUACCCUCCAGCUCCCCUAAAGAGGCUCCUUCAUGACUCUUGGGACUGGGGCCAUGACAGCUCAGAGAGUCGGUGGAGCUCUGCAGGGUUAUCAGCUCCGAAAGGGCGGUCAUUCCCACCCAGCACCCCAAAGUGCCUCGAGCUCUUCACUAGGGUUUCACACAUGGAACUGAGUGAGAUGGUGUGUCAGAAGUGGACUCACUCUAGGAUCAGAACACACAUCUCAGCACUUGUGAUGCUAAAAAAAAAGUAUUUCCCAGGCCCCUUUGUUUUUCUGGGUUGUUGAAAAUUGGUUACACUCUGUUGAUUAUAUAUAUUAUAUAAACAUAUGCGGUGGAAUAAUCUUUCUGUACAUAUGUCACUAUGAUUGGUUUAAUA